AUGCUGCGGUUCCCAGUGAAGAAGCUUCGAAAGCAGUUCCGUUUGCUGCUGCUGCUCGUGCUGCUGACAUGUGCCGCGUGGCUCACCUACUUGCACCUGAGCCUCGUGCGCCAGGGCCGAGCCCUUCGGCUGCGCCUCAGCGGAGGCUCCGGCCCAGAUGGAGAGAGGCUGAGUGAGGUCACAGAUGCCGGGAAGGGGGUGGGGGGACCCCAGGUCGUGUCCCCCCCCAAGAGAUUGGAAGACUCCAGUGAGAGUCAUGAGGAAGACCAGCUGGCAGAGGGGCGGGAGCUGAGUACCUUCCCUGGCCAGGCGGGAAGGUCAUCCCUCCUGAACCUCACCCACCAGGUCCCCCGGUGGCAGGAGGAGUACAGGGGGAAGGUUAACCUACACGUGUUUGAGGACUGGUGUGGGGCCACUGUGGGGAGCCUGAGGAGGAAUCUUCACUUCCCACUGUUCCCCCAUACUCGAACUACUGUGAAGAAAUUGGCUGUGUCCCCCAAGUGGAAGAAUUAUGGACUGCGAAUUUUUGGCUAUAUCCACCCCAGCAGAGAUGGUGAUCUCCAGUUCUCUGUGGCCUCAGAUGAUAACUCUGAGUUCUGGCUGAGUCCUGAUGAAAGCCCAGCAGGCGCCCAACUUGUGGCCUAUGUAGGCAAGACUGGCUCUGAGUGGACAGCACCUGGGGAAUUCACCAAGUUCAGCUCCCAAGUGUCCAAGCCAAAGCGGCUCUCCUCUUCCCGAAGAUAUUACUUUGAGCUUCUACACAAACAAGAUGACCGGGGAUCUGACCAUGUGGAAGUGGGGUGGCGCCUGUUUCUUCCCGGCCUGAAGUUCGAGGUCAUUGGCCCGCCGUACAUCUCUCUCUAUACAGAUGAGUCAUCCCUAAAGAUGGAUCACGUGGCCCACAUCCCCCAGUCCCUGGCCAGCCAUGUGGCCAAGCCGGGGCUGCAGCCCAAGGAGCUAGGAGCGGACAUGCUGAGGCCAGAUGCUCGGGACACUUUCUUCCUCACACCGAGGCUGGAGCCGGCCCGUCUGGAGAACGUGCUGCUGCCCUGUGCCUACGCCCCCACCUAUGUGGUCAAAGACUUCCCCAUUGCCCGCUACCAGGGCCUGCAGUUUGUCUACCUCUCCUUUGUUUACCCCAAUGACUUCACUCGACUCACGCACAUGGAAACUAGUAACAAGUGCUUCUACCGGGAGUCACCACUGUACCUGGAGAGGUUUGGGUUUUACAAAUACAUGAAGAUGGACGAUGAAGAAGACAGGGAGGAGGAGGAUGCAGGACGAGCAGCUUUCCUGUUCCUUGAUCCAGACAGUUUCCUGGAGGAGGAAGAAGAGGAGGAGGAAGUGGAAGUGGCUAGCCCAGAGCCCACAGGAGCCCACCCCUCCCCAAGCAGGACCACCCCUCCUCCCUGGACCACUCAGGACCACCAAGGGACCGUAAACAGCAGCCCCAGCCCCCAUCCUAGGAGGGAGACCCGGCUAACACGUGCCCUGAGCUGGGCCCACACGGCCGCAGACACACGCCAGAAUCCUGUCGGAGCCCAGUCUACCCCCCUCUUUCUGGGUCGGGCACCACCCCCCAGGUCUCCCGCACAGGGGGCUGCCCCACGAUCACUGAAGAAGCCAGAGAAAGUGUAUGUGACAAGGGUCCACCCUGGGCAGCGCCGGUCCCCUCGGACGCAGCCCCCAAGGCCCCGGCCCUGGCUAGCCCAUGGCCCCUGGCAGCCCCCACUGCCUGGCAUCUUUCUCUACCCCCGGCCCCUUCAGAGGGUGCAUCUGCGGGCGCUUCGCAGGCCUCCAGGCCAUAGGGCCCCAACGGUCAGCACCACUGCAGCCAGGGCUCCAAGGCCCCCAAAUUCUCUCCAGAGGACCUCCAGAGUCAGCUUCACCCAGGGGUCCCUGGACCUAACCACUGGGCUCACAGGCCUGACCUCAAACACCUCCUCUGAGGGUGGUGAGCCAGUGACUUCUUUCCUUCAUGUGUCAGAAGUGGCACAGGCUAGGCCUCAAGGGGAAAAGAUAGGGGUGGAAGAGGCUGAGGGUGGCCCAGAGGAGACUGCCACGUCCCAGGAUAGCGAGGAGGAAGAGGCCGGUGUCCCGCCUAAGGGCUCCUGGCCUGAGGAUGCCAUCAACUGGCAGCGGACCUUCAGUGUGGGCGCCAUGGACUUUGAGCUGCUCCGCUCAGACUGGAAUGACCUUCGAUGCAAUGUGUCUGGGAACCUCCAGCUGCCUGAGUCAGAGGCUGUGGAUGUUGUGGCCCAGUACAUGGAGCGGCUGAACACCCUGCAUGAAGGGCGCUUCUCGCUGCUGCGCAUCGUUAACGUGGAGAAGCGCCGGGACUCGGCCCGUGGCAGCCGCUACUUGCUGGAGCUGGAGCUGCAGGAGCGUGGAGGACACGGACGCUUGCGGCUGUCCGAGUACGUCUUCCUGCGGCUACCACGGGCCCGGGCCGGGGCCGAUGGGGAAGACGAAGCCGAGGUUGACGACGGCGAUGGCGACGACGGGGCGGCCCCUGAGGCAGCCGCGGCCCGGACCCCAUCGGAGUCUCCGAGCCGCACCCCUGAGCCCCUGCUUUGCCGGCCAGUGCGGCUAGCUUGGCGCCAAGACGUCAUGGUUCACUUUGUGGUGCCAGUGAAGAACCAGGCGCGCUGGGUGACCCGCUUCCUCUGGGACAUGGCUUCGCUGCACGCGCUCACGGGCGACACGCGCUUCAGUGUGGUCCUGGUGGACUUCGACAGCGACGACAUGGACGUGGAGCGAGCCCUACGGGCGGCGCGGCUGCCCCGGUACCAGUACUUGAAGCGCUCCGGGAACUUCGAGCGGGCCUCGGGGCUCCAGGCGGGCGUGGAUGCCAUCGAGGACGGCAGCAGCAUCGUGUUCCUGUGUGAUCUGCACAUUCACUUCCCCCUCAACAUUCUGGACGGCAUCCGCAAACACUGCGUGGAGGGAAAACUCGCCUUCGCCCCCGUGGUCAUGCGGCUCAGCUGUGGGAGCUCCCCGGGCGACCCCCAUGGCUACUGGGAGGUGAAUGGUUUCGGUCUCUUCGGGAUCUACAAGUCGGACUUUGACCGAGUUGGGGGCAUGAACACCGAGGAGUUCCGGGACCGCUGGGGCGGCGAGGACUGGGAACUGCUGGACAGGGUCCUGCAGGCCGGUCUGGAGGUAGAGCGACUCCGGCUCCGAAACUUCUACCAUCACUACCACUCCAAGCGGGGCAUGUGGGAUGCCAGAAGCAAGAGGGGGCCCCAGGACUGA
Messenger RNA from Trichosurus vulpecula (common brushtail), 3255 nucleotides. RefSeq names its product beta-1,4-N-acetyl-galactosaminyltransferase 4 (gene B4GALNT4). Gene Ontology annotation, cellular component: Golgi cisterna membrane. The transcript has 20 exons. Gene Ontology annotation, molecular function: acetylgalactosaminyltransferase activity. NCBI's taxonomy places the organism in Eukaryota, Metazoa, Chordata, Mammalia, Diprotodontia, Phalangeridae. The coding region runs from base 1 to 3255 and encodes 1084 amino acids. The record is from RefSeq and is a predicted model, not a curated record.